AUGGCCGCCUCACUCCCACGUGAACUCCUAGACGAGAUCGCCGGCCAUCUGAAAAAUGCAGGCGCUUGUCUAGUCGCAUGUACAGCUGUCUGUCGUCGCUGGCAGGCAGCGUUUGAGCCGAUCAUCUACUCCGAUCUGCAUGUUUACAGUGAGGAUUUCAUCAACAAGGAAGGCCAGCCCCGCGGAAUUUCCCUCCAUCGAUUCCAUGCACUCACUUCUGGGCCUGGAAUCGCGCGACGAGGAUAUAUUUGUCGACUGUGGUACCAUAUCGUUGUCCCCUUUGACCUGCCGGAUUGGACCAUGCGUAAAAGGGAUGGUUACAGCUCCGAUAAUGCUGUUCGACAGGUGAAUGACACUGCGUUUCAAUCGGCACUCAUCGAUCUAUUCAAAACGCUAGGAUGGGAGAAGUUCCAUCGCCUCACUCUCAUUCUGGCACUCCUCGGGCGUAACCCAGGCCAGGAGCCGCAUACAAAAGAGGAUAAUGAAGGGGGAUUGUAUACUUGGUUCUUCACGGAGGGGCGCACGCAAGCUGUUCCUGUCUAUCGCGCGUGCUUCCAUCAGGAUGGUGCUUUAGCGCUGCCCUAUGUUUCAUGCAUUGACAAACUCUCGUUUCUCGACGGCACAGACUCGACACGGGAUCAUCAGAUAUGGGCUGGAGCCGCUAUGCAGAUUGCUCACCAUUGUCCGGCACUGGCAGAAAUAUGGUUGAACCUGGAUGAUCACAUUCGACCAGAUCAUCUGGAGUACCUGAAGGAACGCCGUCAAGAUCAUUCUCUACCGGGCAAUGCCUUUUUGCACUGGCCGCGGUUGGAAAUCUUGACUUUGGAACAAUUUCAGCCCUGGCUUCCCUCAGGGGAAUGGAUCGUCCGCCCUGAUACAGACGAGGAAGCCAUGAUCGCCGAGAUUGAGGACUGGGAAGCUGAGAUCUGCAGCUACGAACGAAGGGUCGUGGAGCGACCCAUUCUUCAGCAAGAGCAGUUUCAUCGGCUGUUUAUGUCCUUGGGGUAUGCUGCAAGGCAUAUUCCUCGCUUGAGAACCAUCAGCUUUGACCUCAACCACUAUUACUUUUUCUAUUACAAGUUCUUGAAGCGAGCGGGCUCGAUCACGCUUGAGUGGGAGGUAGAACAUUGCGGUGCAUACAAGUCUGAUGAUCGGGUUGCUGCUGCAUGGGCCUUUCACCUCGGUACCCACCAGCUCUCGGAUUGGGAAUAUCACGCAACGCUGUCGCAGUGGCCACCAGUCGAGGAGGAGUCGUCCAUCCUUAGGCCGGGGCGAGUCCGCUCAGGGUCUUAUAGACUUGAAGCUAAUAGGUAG
Messenger RNA from Aspergillus terreus NIH2624, 1314 nucleotides. RefSeq lists its product as uncharacterized. The transcript is spliced from 3 exons. The record is from RefSeq and is a predicted model, not a curated record. NCBI's taxonomy places the organism in Eukaryota, Fungi, Ascomycota, Eurotiomycetes, Eurotiales, Aspergillaceae. The coding region runs from base 1 to 1314 and encodes 437 amino acids.